AUGCCACCAGCGCAAUGUAAAGUCGCGAAGAUGAAUGAACAAGCGGCUGUCGAUUUGGGUGCUGAUAUUUUAGGCGAAGGAGUUAUUAUUUCAGUUGCUAUAGCGGGUCUGUAUCUUGAAUAUUGGAGAAGAUCCAAAAAUGAUACGGAUAAAGAGACUCGUGCACUAGAUCGUUUAGCAAGAAUUGAACAACAAUUAUCUGAAGUAGGAAUUAAUUUAACAAAUCAAUCAGCAAAAUUGACUGAACUCGAACGUUUAAUUCAUCAUUCUCCUCCAGCAAAACAAAAUUCACCGGCACCAUCAGCAGUCUCAAAUCUAAAAGGUAUCAUCAAAAAUGCAGUUCAAUUAUCAUCCGUUAUUGAAAAAGUCCAACCAACAGCAUCAGCACCUAUUUUACAAAUCGAUACAAAUCAAUUAUUAGUUAUGAUUCUGUUUUUGAGUUAUACAAUUAGAGACCAAAUUGAUAAAGGAAAAGAAUUUGUGUACCGUCUAAAGCGGUCAAGAUAG
Messenger RNA from Didymodactylos carnosus, 507 nucleotides. The record is from the annotation of a GenBank genome assembly. NCBI's taxonomy places the organism in Eukaryota, Metazoa, Rotifera, Eurotatoria, Philodinida, Philodinidae.